Ostrea edulis (European flat oyster) is the source of this 3793-nucleotide messenger RNA. RefSeq lists its product as uncharacterized. The coding region runs from base 3018 to 3497 and encodes 159 amino acids. NCBI's taxonomy places the organism in Eukaryota, Metazoa, Mollusca, Bivalvia, Ostreida, Ostreidae. The record is from RefSeq and is a predicted model, not a curated record. The transcript has 8 exons.
AACAGGUUUCUGAAUGCCGUGGAAAUCAGUGCUCAGGAAGCUGCCUACAUAUGCCUACAGCUGCCAAUGAAACGUUCAUCACGACAAACAGUGUUUGUAAAUACAAGCCCUCCAGAAGAGAGAGUGACGCUGUUGAAAUCACAACAAGUACUGGAUGAAAUGGAUGAUGAAGAUGACAAUAUUGAGUGCAGCAAUGACAUUUCACGUUAUUCAGAAAGACCAAAAUCCAUGGAAAAUAUAACCUUGGCUGAAUUCAUUUCAUUUUACCAGAGAACAUCUACACCUUCACAUUCACAAAGAAUAAGUACUUUAGAUCAUAAUCUUUUACAGGAACCUACAUCUUGUGUAAAUGAUGACCAGACUCAAAAUGAUGACAAGGAUGAGAUGACACAACAAGUACAGUACAGGCGUAGGGAACGUGGACAUAUACUUCGACCUGUACAUUUCAAUCCAGACGUUGAUUCUAAAAAUAUUACCGUGAAUUGAUAAUGUUGUACUACCCAUGGAGAGAUGAAAGUUCUUUAAAAACAGAUAAUGAAUCAUAUGUUGACAAAUACAAUACUAUUAGAGAAGAAAUCAAUGACUGCAGAAAAAAGUAUGAACCUUAUACAGAUGCUGUUGACAUGGCAGAGCAAUAUCUUCAACAGAAUCAACAACUGGAUGAAGCUUGGGACCAAUUGGCUCCAGAAAAUCAACAAAUUGAGAAUGAAGACAUUCAUAAUCAACCAACAAUAGUCGAUGCUGGGAUUGAAGAGCCAGACAUAGCUCGAGAAUUGGGUUUACCAGUCUCUCAGAUAGAGGAGGACUUUCAUUCUUACAAUGAGAUGUGCGAUAAAGAGUAUAGAGCAAACAUGCGUCUCCUAACUCCCAGGCAAAUUGAAUUUGUGUAUGACACCAUUAGUCUAAUUAAGACAUCAUCAGAACCCUUUUAUAGGUUUUUGAGUGGCGGAGCAGGAGUUGGCAAAAGUUUUGUUACAAAAGCUCUCUAUCAAACAGCUCUAAAAUUCCUUAAUGCUAGAUCAGGAGAAGACUUCACCACCAGGAAAGUCUUACUUUUAGCGCCAACAGGUAAAGCUGCUUAUCAUAUCAAGGACACAACAAUUCAUUCUGGAUUAAAAAUCCCUGCCAACCAGAGUCUUCAAUACAAACCUUUAACACCUGGAGCUCAGAAAUGAAAUUGGUGCUGUAAAGCUUAUUUUCAUUGAUGAAAUUUCCAUGGUUGGCUUCAAAAUGUUUAACUUUAUAAACCAAAAGGUUAAUAGAAGUUAUGCAAAGUCCAAAACCAUUUGGAGGAAUUUCAAUCAUUGCAGUUGGAGACCUGUUCCAAUUAAAGCCAGUUAUGGACAGCUAUAUUUAGGAAGUGGGUACCUACCUUUGGCAUCAAACCUUUGGACAGACCUAUUCACCAUGGUAGAGUUGACCGAAAUCUUACGUCAGGCAGACAACAAGGAAUUUGCAGAAUUACUAAAUAGAUUGAGAGAGGGCAACCAUACUUCAGCAGAUAUAGCAGCAUUGAAAGAGCAGCUGAUACUUUCUGAGAGUGGUAACUACCCUUCUAAUGCUCCUCAUUUGUUUGCUACCAAUGAACGUGUCAAUUCCUUCAAUAACACCAUAAUUUUGCAAGCAGACAAACCCAAGUUUACCAUAACUGCCAAGGACAUCGUUGUGGGUUCAACUCCGCCAUCAAUGAAAGAUAAAAUACUAAACAACUUUAGGGCCAGUUCUCAGACAAAGCAAUUCCAUAAUGUCCUAGAAGUAUGUGAAGGUAUAUGGCAUGAUUUGACAGUCAAUUUAGACACAAGUGAUGGUCUCAUCAAUGGGGCUUCUUGCAUCAUAAGAAGGAUUGACAUUCCUUUUGGCAAAACUGUUCCAUGUGGAAAACUGUGGGUACAAUUCCAUGAAAAAUAUAUUGGUGUAGCCCUUCUUAACAGUAAAAGAUCAUUAUUUAGAAGAGGGAUUGACAAACAAUGGACACCUAUUGAACCCAUUGUGAAGCAGUAUCCAGCUGGACAUAAAGGACAAGUGAAUGUGCAACGCUUGCAGUUUCCACUCCGACCUGCGCAUGCAAAAACUAUUCACAGGUCUCAAGGUGACACAAUGGCAACUGCAGUUGUGGACCUGACAACCAAACGUAAAGUGGACCAUCUACACUAUGUUGCACUUAGCAGACUAACUAGUAAGGAUGGACUUCAUAUUCUUAAUUUGCAAGAAGACAAAAUAUCUGCGGACAAACGAAAUAUGUAUGCAGUAAACGUCCCUGGAUACAAUACGAUGUGCAUUUAAAAUCAUUUGUCUCAACUGUAGAUCACUCAACAAACAUUUGCAGGGCGUUUCCAGAGACGUCAAUAUCAAAGCUGCGUCAGUUGUCUGCUUCUCAGAAACAAGAUUUUGUUCACGAGAUGAAUUAUGCCAGACAGAUUUGCAUGGUUUCUAUCAAUACAGACAAGACUCCAAACCUGGGUCUUCUUCAACACGACCAUUUCAUGGACUGGCAGUGUAUUCUGCAUCACCAUUUGAUGAGUGUCUUAACCUUAAUGCCAGCAACAUAGAAGUCGCUCUCUUCAAAUUAACUAAUCAACCAGGCAUUGUAUUUGUUUCUGUGUACAAACCUCCAACAGUGAAAGCCAAACACCUCUGCAAUGUUUUAAAAGAUAUACAAUGGAGGUAAAUAUAUACAAGGAGCACAGUGUGUAAUUCUUGGAGACUUUAAUAUUGACUGGUGUACCAACAACUCUGACAAAAUCGCCCUCAACAACCUCAUGGUGAAAAAACUUCAAUAUAAACAAGCAAUACCCACUCCAACAACAGUCUAUGGAUCAACACUAGAUCUCAUCUUCUAUAACUUGGACAAAGAAAUUGUGCACGGAACACGUGAAGUUUACUAUUCUGACCACAAGAUGAUUUGGCUUGGUUACUAAUCUGGUAUAAGUUACAGCUAGUUUCCAACGCUUUCAUAUCGGAGGAAACAGGCGCAUUUUACAGUGUGUGAUACUAUUAGGGAAAUAACUUCCACUAAUAUGACAACUUCAGGAAACAAGAAGAAAUUGGAUGAAGCAGCCAUCGAAGAUGCGAUAUCGGCUUUACAGAAACUGUCUUUGUCGUCAGACGAGGUUUCCACACAUAAUUUUAAAAGACGUAGACAAACCCGUUUCCAGAGAACAAAGAUACAGUCUCAGAUUCGACGACCAGGCGGUGUUGGUGGCGAACAUCACAAAAGCCAUCGAAAGGAUCUGCCUAUGUGGUCAAUUAUCGAGCAAAAUGUUUCAGCAAUGCUGGCAACUAUACGGGAGUCUAUGUCAAAGAAGGGGAGUGAAUCAGCGGCAGCAAAGUCUCAGAAGGAACCUAAAGCAGAAAACAAACGGUCCUCUCGCAAAAGACAGAGAUUCGACAACCCGGAUGAGACAACAUCGAAGAGGACAAAACCUGCAUGCAGCACUGGUUCCAACUUAGUGGAUGAGCGAGUGCUUCGUUUUUCUAGGUUAACACUGAACCCCUGAUGGAUCUGGACUCCAGUGAAUAUUCAGUGAAUAUCAUCGUCAGAAUUUAAAAAAAAAAAAAAUUUGUCAAUAAAAGAAAAAUAUCAAUGUACUUUUGAUGUUUUUAUGCGAUUGCUCGAUUGUCUUUCAUGUUUUAUUUUUGGUAUGUCAUAAUUUCAUGAAUACUAUUUAUCAAAAUUCUUAAUGGCGGAGGUUUUGGACCCCAAUUCUACUACAACCUCCGAAGUGGGUUCGAAUGUAUAAUUUAACUGUUUACAUUGUUGCUGAAGUAGACAUUCGACUAUUCUGAAGGUUAA